Molecule: messenger RNA, 8160 nt
Organism: Sphaeramia orbicularis (orbiculate cardinalfish)
Lineage: Eukaryota; Metazoa; Chordata; Actinopteri; Kurtiformes; Apogonidae
Product: kalirin-like
Exons: 57
Coding region: 425-7567 (2380 amino acids)
Biological process (GO): axon guidance
Cellular component (GO): extrinsic component of membrane; cytoplasm
Molecular function (GO): protein binding; guanyl-nucleotide exchange factor activity
Source: RefSeq, a predicted model, not a curated record
CGACCGUCCGUCCGCUUCCCGAGGCCGGCGGGAGGAGAGCCACACCGACCGGGGGCCGCUGAAGGAGCCGAGCCGAGCCGAGUGGAGCCGAGCCGAGCUAACGGGACCGGGAACGGUGACGUGAUGUGAUGCGAUACCGCACGGGAUCACGGUAACGUAAGAGCAGCAGCAGCGGCGGAAGCGGCGGAGGAGCGUCGAGGCUGAAGCCGAGGAGGAUGCAGCACUGAUCGGAUCCGACACCGCAGCCUGCACCGCUACGCCCGCCGCGGGGAUGGACGGGUAAAGGGCAGGGAGGAGGAGGAGGAGGAGGAGGACGGAGCACCGGAGCGACCGACGGACGCAGCAGAACGGAGGAGAGAGCGCGAGCAACGGGAGGAGGGGACGGAGGGAGGCGCGAGGAGGGGAGCGAGGCGGCGGAGGGAGGAUGAAUCCGGCGGAUGGAGGAGGAGAAGCGGGCCCGGACGGCCUGGCCGCGGCGGGUUCCGGUAAAACCGAGUCCGUCCGUGCGGUUGACGUCCUCACGGUACUCAGAGAGAAAGUGGCCUUCGUGUCAGGUGGGCGUGACAAACGAGGUGGACCAAUCCUGACCUUCCCUGCCAGGACCAAUCAUGAUCGAAUAAAGCAGGAAGACCUCAGUCGAUUGGUCACGUACCUGUCGACCAUACCCAGUGAGGACGUCCGUGCCCGAGGCUUCACCGUGGUGGUGGACAUGCGCGGCAGUAAGUGGGACAGCGUCAAGCCGGUUCUGAGGACGUUACAGGAGUCGUUUUCCUCCAACAUCCACACAGCGCUGCUCAUCAAACCGGACACAUUCUGGCAGAAACACAAGACCAACCUGGGCAGCGCCAAGCUCAGCUUUGAGACCAGCCUGGUGUCAGUGGAGGGCCUCUCGCGGCUCGUCGACCCCUCCCAGCUGACCUCUGACCUGGGCGGCUCGUUGGAGUACGACCAUGUGGAGUGGACCGAGCUGCGUCUGGGUCUGGAGGAGUUCUCGGGGGCCGCCACUCAGCUGCUGGCCCAGCUGGAGCAGCUGGAGACCGGGCUGAACCGCAUCCCGGAACCCCAGGACGUGGACGAGGCCCGCAAACUUCUCGAAGAACACGGUCGUCUUCGUAACACUAUCGCCACAGCGCCGGUCGACAGCCUUGAACGAGAGGGGCGGAGCUUGCUCCAGCGCAUGCGCCUUGGCCCGUCCCACAGCGACACCUCUAAUGAAGGCGGUGGCAGUAGCAGCGGAGGCGGCGGAGGCGGCGGUGGCGGCGGUAGCCAUGGCAGCUGGCUGUCGGGCGGGGCUGACUUCCAAAGUGUGGCGCCCAAGGUUUCGUCUCUGCUGGACCGACUGCAGGCGGCUCGAAGCCACCUGCUGCAGAGCUGGAGCGACAGGAAGCUGCACCUGGACCAGGCGCUACAGCUGCACCUGUUUGAACAGGACGCCACCAAGAUGUCGGAGUGGAUCGCUCACAGUAAAGAGUUAUUCCUUCAGAGUCUGGCAGAGGUCGGACUGAACCACCAGCACGCCGUCGACCUCCAGACACAACACCAGCACUUCACCGCCAACUGCAUGAACGGCAGCGUGAAUGUGGACAGCGUCGUUACCGUGGCAGCGAGACUCGCGGAGGCUGGUCACUACGGCGCUGAGCGGAUUGCGAACGUGUCGUCGCGGUUACAGGAAGACUGGAAGUCCCUGACGACAGCGCUGGAGGAGCGCAGCAACACGCUCGCUAUGGCAACGGGGUUCCAUCAGGGGGCAGAACAGUUCCUGCUCAGAGUGGAGGGCUGGGUCCAGGUUUGCUCUGAGGGCUUGUUGCCAUCGGCAACAGCAGAGCUGGAAGCAGCUAAUAAGAAGCAUCAGGAGCUGAAUGAGGAGAUCUCUGCGAACUACACUCAGAUUAGUGAAAGUGGUAAAGCCUUAUUGGACGUGCUCCAGCGUGUCCCGGCAACCGAUUCUGAAGACUCAGCCACCAAACCAGACUUCACCGCUGCCACGCAUGGCAUCAUGGGAGUCCUACACCAGGUCAUGCAGGGUCAUCAUGAGGUGGAGGGGGCGUGGCAGCACCGUAAGCUCCGCCUCCACCAGCGUCUGCAGCUCUGUGUGUUCCAGCAGGAUGUGAGACAGGUGUUGGACUGGGUGGAGCAACAUGGUGAGGUUUUCCUCAACAAACACAGCGGUGUCGGGAAAUCACUGCAUCGAGCACGAGCUCUGCAGAAACGGCAUGACGACUUCCAGCAGGUCGCACAGAACACGUACACCAACGCCGAGAAGCUUCUAGAAGCAGCAGAUCAACUGGCUCAGUCUGGAGAAUGUGAGGAGGAGGAGAUCUACCAGGCCGCCAGAGACCUGGAACUACGUAUGCAGGCUUUUAUCCAACGUGUGGAACAGAGGAAGUUGCUGUUGGACGUCGCUGUGUCCUUCUACACUCACACCAAAGAGCUGUCGGUGUGGAUGGACGGCCUCCAGAAGCAGCUCUCGUCUGACCUGUGCGUUUGUCCGGACACCGUCGAGGCUCUGCAGGCUCUGAUCAGCCAACAGCAGCAGCAGCAGGCCAACACACAGGAGGCUGCGAUGAGUGUCAUCCGGGAAGGAGAAGACCUCAUCCUUCAGCUCAGGCCUCAGGGCAGCUCCGUGGCCCACGUGGAGUCGGUUCUGCAGCAGCUGGAGGAGUCUCACGUUCAGCUGGAGGAACUGUUUCACCAGAGGAAGAUUCGACUGGACGUUUACCUGCAGCUCCGCAUCCUGCAGCAGUGCACGCUGGAGGUAACCGGGGAGAUGGACGCCUGGAAGCAGGACCUCCAGAAACAGUCCCAGGACUUUUCAGCGGAGAAACUGGCCUCUCCGCGGCUGACAGACGCCAACCAGGACAAGCUGAGCCAGGACAAACUGGCCCUGGGCCAGUCCCGGCUGGUGGAGGCCAGUCCUGAGGCGCUAACGCUAGCACAACAGCGCAUCCACAGGCACAUGGAGCGGCGGCUGGCUAUGAACAACAUGAUCUACGAAGUGAUCCAGCAGGGUCACGACCUUCAGCAGUACAUCACCGAGGUCCAGGCGUCAGGGAUUGAGUUUUCUGAAACUGAGGGCGGGCUCACGGCUCAAGUGGAGGAGCUACAGCACCUCCUGCAGGACAAACAGAAGGAGCUGCAGCAGAUCGCAGAUCAUACGCAUACUCACCUGGAGCAGAACCUGCAGCUACGACACCUGCAGAGUCAGGUCAAACAGGUUCUCGGUUGGAUCUCCGAGGGGGAGGUGAUGCUGUCGUCCUGUAUGUUGAACUCCAGCUGUUUAUCUGAGGCAGAGCAGCUGCAGAGGGAGCACGAACGCCUCCAACAGGCCAUUGAGGCUCUUCUUCAUGCCGACUCUCUGCAGAGGACUCACCAGGUGGCGCUGGCUCUGCAGCAGAGAGCUGAGCUGCUCGUCAGGUCAGGACACUAUGACCCGGAUGCUGUGAGGUCUUGUGCCCAGACGGUGGCGCUGCACUGGCAGACUCUGAUGCUGAGGAUCGAAGACCGGCUCAAACUGGUCAAUGCUUCGGCCGCCUUCUACAGGACGUCCCAGCAGGUGUGUGGGGUUCUGGAGAGUCUGGAGCAGGAGUACCGCAGGGAGGAGGACUGGUGUGGGGGAGGAGACCGGCAGCCGGAGCAGCUGCUGCCUCUCAUCAACAAGCACAUGGAGCAGAAGGAGGCCUUUCUGAAGGCCUGCACUCUGGCCCGACGCAAUGCUGAGGUCUUCCUAAAGUACAUCCACCGCAACAGCGUCACCAUGGCGAACAUCUCCGGCCACAGCGUCACCGUCUCUGGGGUCACCGAGGUCACGGGGCACUCGAGGGUACCGGAGCAGCAGGUCAAAGGUAUCCUCAGCGAGUUACUCCAAAGGGAAAACAGAGUCCUUCAUUUUUGGACCCUGAAGAAACGUCGACUGGACCAGUGUCAGCAGUACCUGAUGUUUCAGAGCCACGCCCAUCAGGCUUUGGAUUGGCUGCAGCAGUCAGGUGACCACUACCUGGCCACACACACGUCACCAGGGGCAACACUAUCCGAGACACAGGAGCUUCUUACUCAGCACAGAGAGUUCUGUGUUUCAGCCAAGCACACACAGGAAAAAGUCCACCUGCUCAUCCAAUUGGCUGAGAGUAUGCUGGCUAAAGGCCACGCCCACCGCACAGAGCUCCGCCGCUGCGUUUCCACAGUUGAUAAACGUUACCGCGACUUCACCGUCAGGAUGGGCCAGUACCGCCACCUGCUGGAGACGGCGCUGGGAGGAUGUUCACAGGACAACAAGGACCUGGAGCUGGAGCUGAUCCCCAACAGUCUGUCCGACUCCGACCCUGAGGUCAACCUAUCAGACCCAAGCCACCAGGUCAGCGACGAGAAGAGACGCUCCGCCCGCAAGAAAGAGUACAUCAUGGCUGAGCUGCUUCAGACUGAGAGAGUCUAUGUCAGAGACCUGCAAGAGUGUAUCGAGACGUACCUGUGGGAGAUGACGAGCGGCUCCGAGGACGUCCCUCCUGGACUCGCCAACAAGGACGACAUUGUGUUCGGAAACAUCCAGGACAUCUAUGAGUUCCACAACAGUAUUUUCCUGAAGGAGCUGGAAAACUACGAACAGCUUCCUGAAGAUGUCGGACACUGCUUUGUGACCUGGGCCGAUAAGUUCCACAUGUACGUGACCUACUGCAGGAACAAACCGGACUCCAGUCUUCUGAUCCAGCAGCACGGCGUCGGAUUCUUUGAGGAGGUCCAGAGGAGACAUGGUCUUGCAAACUCCAUUUCUUCAGCUCUGAUUAAACCGGUUCAGAGGAUCACCAAAUACCAACUGCUGCUCAAGGAGCUGUUGGCAUGCUGCGAGGAGGGAAAAGGCGAGAUAAAGGAAGGUCUGGACGUGAUGCUGAGUGUCCCCAAGAGAGCUAAUGAUGCUAUGCACGUUAGCAUGUUGGAAGGUCUGGAGGAGGGUUUGGAGGUCCAGGGUGAGCUCCUCCUGCAGGACUCCUUCCUGGUCUGGGAGCCGAAGUCUCUGAUCCGAAAAGGGCGGGAUCGACACCUCUUCCUGUUUGAGCUGUCACUCAUCUUCAGCAAAGAGAUUAAAGACUCAUCAGGUCGAACCAAAUACCUGUACAAGAGUCGACUCAGGACAUCGGAGCUGGGGGUAACGGAGCACAUCGAGGGAGAUCCCUGUAAGUUCGCUCUGUGGGUUGGACGAACGCCGACAUCUGACAAUAAGACUGUCCUGAAGGCGGCGUCCCUGGAGCUGAAACAGGAGUGGGUCCGCAGCAUCCGUCAGGUGAUCCAGGAGAGGCGGGGCCACCUGCGGGGGGCGCUGAGGGAGCCCAUCCCCCUCCCCAAAACCCCCAACCCCACACUAGGACGCCAACGCAGCAUCAGCCGCAGGGAGACGAGUGAGGAUGCAGACAGUCUGGGAGACGCCAGCAGUCAACCGGACACCGUGUCCAUCGCAUCCAGAACUUCACAGAACACGGCCGACAGCGACAAGCUGUCUGGAGGCUGCGAGUUAGUGGUGGUGUUGUUGGAUUUCUCCUCCGGAGCAACUGGGGAGCUGAGCGUCCGUUGUGGUCAGACCGUGGAGCUGGUGGAGCGUUCGGCCGAGCGGCCCGGGUGGUGUCUGGUGAGAACCACGGACCAGACACCGCAACAGGAGGGGCUGCUGCCCAUGAGCGCUCUCUGCCUGUCCCACUCCCACAGCGCCGCCGACAUGGAGGGUCUGAUCCCGCCCUCCACCUCCUCGUCCGGGGCCUCGUCCACCUGCACCGCCACCUCCAGCACCUGUAACUCCACCCCCGCCACGGCCACGCCCUCCAGCAUCACCAACAACUCCCAAUCCACAGGGGGCGGAGCCAGAGAGUCCAGUCUCUAUGGUUCUGACGGUCCAGGACUUCAAACUCAGACCAGCGGCCAAAGUGCAACGUCGCCCACCGUUUGCGGAGUGGGCGUGACUCCAGGGGGCGCCGCUGGAUCCCCUGGACCCAAACGCAGUGGCUCCGGAACUGGAAACACCCUGAAGCGCUGGUUGACGAGUCCGGUCCGAAGGCUGAGCCAGGGCAAAGCUGAUGGACAGAAAAAACCUCCAAUCAGAAUGAGGAGGCGGGACAACAGAGCAGAGCUGGCCACGCCCCUUGCCGGAAACGCACAGACGAAGGCAAGGAAGGAGGAGGCGGGGCAAAGCGGAGGGGAGGAGGAGCCUGAGGAGGAAAGCCACACCCCCCUGCCACCCCCUAUGCAGAUCAUCAAAGACCCCAACAACCCUGAGGCUCUGGACUCGGAUCAGGGUUCCAACGAGUCGGACACCGAGCAACGCAACAAGGCUCUGAGAGGACGAAUGUUCGUGGUCAGUGAGAUGGUCCAAUCUGAGAAGGACUAUGUGAAGGACUUGGGCGUCAUCGUAGAGGGCUUCAUGUCCAGGUUGGAGGUCCGAGGGAUUCCAGAGGACAUGAGAGGAAAAGACAAGAUUGUCUUUGGAAACAUCCAGCAGAUCUACGACUGGCACCGCGAUUUCUUCCUGGUCGAGUUGGAGCGAUGUGUCCAGAACCACGACCUGUUGGCGGACCUGUUCAUCCGACAUGAGCGUCGUCUGCACAUGUACGUGGUUUACUGUCAGAACAAACCCAGGUCAGAGUUCAUCGUCAUCGAGUACGAGACCUUCUUCGAGGAGAUUCAAAAUGAGAUCAGCUGCCGGAUGUCGAUCAGCGAUUACCUGAUCAAACCCAUUCAGAGAAUCACCAAAUACCAGCUGCUGCUCAAGGACUUCCUGAAGUACACGUCCAAAGCAGGACUGGACUGUGACGAGGUGGAGAAAGCGGUGGAGCUGAUGUCGCUGGUUCCAAAACGCUGUAACGACAUGAUGAACCUGGGCCGUCUCCAGGGAUACGAGGGGAAGCUGUCGUCUCAUGGGAAGCUGCUGCAGCAGGAGACGUUCUGUGUUUGGGAACAGGACGGAGGAGUUCUGUCUCGGAGCAAAGAGAGGAGGGUGUUCCUGUUCGAACAGAUCGUCAUCUUCAGUGAACUGCUCCGGAAGGGAUCCGGUAACCAUGGGUACCAGUUCAAGAACAGCAUCAAGGUCAGUUACCUGGCCAUGCAGGACAGUGUUGAUGGCGACCCCUGUAAGUUCGUAUUGUGGUCUCGAGGCUCCGCCGAGCGCUUCACGCUACAGGCGUCAUCCGCAGCCGUUAAGAUGACGUGGGUGGAGACUGUCGCCGCCCUGCUGGAUGCUCAGAAUAACUUCCUGUCGGCUCUCCAGUCUCCUAUUGAGUACCAGAGAAAGGAGGGCGGGAUCUCUGUGACCCGCCCACUGUCAUCAGGGCGACCGCCAUCAGCCCCACCCACGCCUAAUGGCCACGCCCCUCAGCCUCCGCCUGACAACGAACAGGAUGACCAGGAGCUGGUGCUGGUUCUGCAGGACUUCGUGGCGGUCCGAGAAGACGAGAUCUCUGUGUUUCGAGGGGAGAAGGUUCAGAUUCUGGCGUCGAACCAGCAGGGUCAGAGCCUGGUUUACCGACCGGCCAAUAGCGACUCGCCGGCGGCCGAGGGCUGGGUGCCACGGAGCGUGCUCAGUACACACUGACACACACAUACACAAACACACACACAUGUACACACCGAUGGCAGGUCAGAGUCUGGUUUACGACAACACACAAACACUGACAUGGACCGCAAACUGCACCACAAUGAGGCCAGAGGCAUGCUGGGAAAGUAGGUGUGUGAUGUCAGCCUGUUGAACAUUAUGACUAAAACAAGGUGAAGACAAACGAUGAAGUCAACGAAAACCUUCAACACAAAAGAUGAAACUCACCAGAACAGCAGCAGUUGACAUGUCAGCGUCACCAGGAUGUAGUUACUGGGAAUUAAACAAAAGGAUUGAACAUGUAACCGCUAGGCUUUACAGAUAUUACAUCCAACAUUCAACUGUUUCUCACUGAAGAAACAUUUUUCUUGUUUUUGUAAAGAACAAGAAAACGCUGUAAUAAACACAAAGAUUAGCUACAGGCACAUACUUACCAAAUAUAAUCUUGUUUUUUUUAAUAAUUCCACCUUUUUGUCUUUUCUGCUCAGGAAAUGGUUAAAGCAGAUGAUUAGCUUGUUACCUAACAUUAGCCAGUGUUAGAGUGACAGCAAAUGCUAGCUGCUAUAUGUCUAAUCUUAAACGGUUAAACAUUU